AUGAAAGAUCGUGAAGAACGUCCAUCAAUGGACGAGAUCCUCAAUGCACUUGGAACCGCACUUAGAUGUCAAUGCUCAGAUGUUGGUGUCGGUAGUAAACAAACUCGCAUUGUUGGAAUUUUGAAUGUAAAAGUACUAAAAGGAUUGGAGCUUUAUAUUGAAAAUCCUUAUGUGAUACUCAAACUAAGGAACUUGCGAGAUCAAUUAAUUCCAUCUAUGAAGAAGACGGCCAUAAGGUACGGCUACAAGAAAAGGGAUCCGUAUUGGAAUGAAGAAUUCACUCUGUAUGUUGAAUAUCCUGAUCAACCGCUAGAAAUAUGGGUAGAAAUCCAUGAGCAAGUCGGGAGGAUCAAAGAUCUAAUAUUUAGCAACAUUACUUCUGGAAGUCCACAGACUCGAAAAAUUAGGCUUUUUAAUGUUAAGGAUGGCCGUCACGGUGGAAGCUACUUACAAGGGAAAAUCAUGGUUGAGAUAAUGUACAUACCGUGCUCAUAUUACACUGCUUUUGAAGAUAUAUGCCCACUACAAAAGGCUCCUACAGGGACUCCUAAAGGAGGAGGAUUGCUUCUUGUUAUAAUCCACGAAGCCAUUGACCUUCAAUCAAGUUAUCACAGCAAUCCGUAUGCUUCAUUGCUUUUCCGAGGAGAAUUAAGAAAAACCGUGCCAAUAAAAAAGACAUCUUAUCCGAAAUGGCAAGAAGAGUUUACAUUUGUGUUAGAACAGCCACCAACGGAGGAAAAACUGCAUCUGGAAGUCAUUAGCACUCCUUGGAUGGGAAUAAUAUAUCGAAAGGAAGAAUCGAUGGGAUAUAUUGAUGUAAAGGCUGUUGAUGCUGUAAAAGAAAGACGGAUUAUCAACCGUUACCGUCUUCAAAAUGUAAAACAUGGUUCGCUUAUGGUGGAGUUGCAAUGGAGAUCAAUCUAACUAGAUGACCACUAGUAAUAACCAAGAGUCAUUGAUGGCAAGCUAGCGGCAGCCACAUAUAUCAUAUCAUCGUGUUUAUGUAGUAACUGAAUGAUCACCAUGUCAUUUUUAUUUAAGGUUAAGUGCGCCGAAAUUUAAUAAACUAUAUCUGAAAAGCUAUAGUGUGCAUGAAUUUAAAUCAACCUUAAUUUAUUGUAUCAUUAAUUGUAUGCAUGAAGUUAGUAAAAAUGUUUAUGGGAUCUAUAUAUAAGUCAACCUUUAUUGUAUCAUUAAUUGUAUGC
This is a messenger RNA of Erigeron canadensis, 1205 nucleotides long. RefSeq names its product synaptotagmin-1-like. NCBI's taxonomy places the organism in Eukaryota, Viridiplantae, Streptophyta, Magnoliopsida, Asterales, Asteraceae. The record is from RefSeq and is a predicted model, not a curated record. Gene Ontology annotation, cellular component: endoplasmic reticulum. Gene Ontology annotation, molecular function: lipid binding. The transcript is spliced from 5 exons. The coding region runs from base 1 to 924 and encodes 307 amino acids.